AUGUGGCAGCCAGCAAGGUCUCAUGCGAGGAUUAGAGUUGCCGUAUCACAGGAAGCCCAGGGAUCAUGGUUCAUCUCUGCAACACCAAGCGAUGCCGAUAUUCUCAAAUACCAUGUGGGAGGCUUUUCGAGAUCGGUACCAGCAAGGGGCAGAUCUCUGGUUCAGGAUACAGACCCCGACCUUGAGGUAGCCAUCUCAUUUCUUGAGUACCUCACGUCAAACGAAUCACCACAGAAUGCGAUUCAUAUCGCCCUUAUUGCAUUCCAACAAGACUUCUUUGGAAAAGGAGGCGUUUUUGCCUUAGCAGCCCAGUUGCCGCACCACUCAAGAAAGCGCUUCCUAACAGUCUACUACGGCUCUCUUCAACUUGCCGGUCUACAGGGCGAGCAGGUACCAUCGCCCUUGAUGCUUGGUGGGGUGAGAGAGGACGUCAGGUUAGCUGCCAUCUUUGGGGGACUAGGACCGAUCAAUAUCAAAUGCCUCGAAGAACUGCGCGAAGCGUACAAGGUAUACAAGCCUUUAGUCGAGAACCUAGUCAGACCAGCGUCAAAACUACUGAAGGAUCUGGCGAAGACAAAUGAUGCGCUCGAUUUCCAUGGAAACUUUGGCUUUGACUUGGAGCGGUGGCUAGACUACCCCCUUGAAGCACCACCUACGUCUCACUUGGCCUUGGCUCCCAUCAGCUGCCCCUUGAUUACAUUACUCGGAAUUUUGAAUUACCUUGUAGUCAUCCAAGUACUUGGGUUCACCCCACAAGACAUGCGCAAGCGAUUUAUCGGGGUCACCGGUCACUCCUUGGGUGUCCUCGCGGCACUGGUUGUAACUAGAUCCAAGGAUUGGGUAACCUUUUACGCUUGCGCCUUAUAUGCAGUUGAGAUGUCAUUCUGGGUGGGACUUCACGCUCAUCGUGAUGGAAAACUCGCGUCUCAUUCAUCAGCCCGUCUGGGCGACAGUGAAUCCAGGAUGUUACGCGUUCGGGGUCUUUGUGUCAAGGAUCUGAGCCAGGUAGUUGAAGUUAUCAAUCGUUAUUUGCCAGAGCCUGCCCAUGUUUACCUGUCAGUGGUGAAUGAGAGGAAGUCUCACGUAAUUGCGGGGCCCUCUUCUAGCCUCGACGCGGUUCGGUUGAGAUUGCAGCAGCUGGGGGCUGAUCCAGAGGUCGAUCAGACCAGAAUUCCCUUUCACAAGAGGAAACCUGUCAUUGACGAACAAUUCCUGCCUAUUUCAGCACCAUUCCAUACCCAGCACCUGGAAGAAACUGUUGACAGAGUCCUGACGUCGAUGCAUCUACAAGAUAUUCCUGGUGACUGCCUUGGUCCUCCUCUUCGGCACACAAAGAAUGGAAUUUCUGUUGAUCUAUCGGAUGGGCCUCAGGGUACAAAUGCCAUAGUACGUAUGAUGCUUGUCGAGCAGGUCAACUGGCCAGAGUGCAUCGCAUUUGCGAAAGGUGCACAAGUCCUCGACUUCGGACCAGGGCUACCUGGUUUGCUUGCCAGCAAAUGCCUAGAAGGUACGGGCAGCAGGACUCUAUCAGUCACGGAAUGGGACUUGUCUUCAAGUAGCAUAGGUGACGCGGCCGACUUUUACACAUCAAAAAUACACACAGGACACAACUGGGCAAUCAGAUAUCUGCCUUCAAUGUCAAAAUGGGGCAUGCGGACGAAAUUUGUCGAAGUUCUUGGCUGUCCGCAUGUCAUGGUAGCAGGUAUGACACCCACCACUGUUUCUUGGGAGUUUGUCUCAGCUGUCAUGAAUGCUGGGUACCAUACAGAGCUGGCAGCCGGAGGUUAUGUGGACUCGCUAAGUCUCCAAGACGCCCUGCACCAACUAUCGUCAAGCAUACAGUCAGGGAGGGGGAUUUGCUGUAAUAUCAUUUAUUCCGACCCCAAAGCUAUCAGUUGGCAAAUUCCGUUGCUACGAAAUAUGAUAACUGAGGGCUAUCCAAUCCACGGCAUCACCAUUGGAGCUGGCAUUCCUUCGACUGAGAUUAUUGAUGAUUAUAUCAAAACAUUGGGUCUACGUUACAUAGGGUUGAAGCCGGGGUCUGUCAAGGGUAUUCUUGCCGUUGUGCAGAUAGCCCAGCGGCAUCCCAACUUUUCCAUUAUCCUCCAGUGGACAGGUGGAAGGAGCGGUGGUCAUCACUCCUUUGAGGACUUCCAUGAGCCUCUUAUAGAAACCUACAGCCGGGUGAGGGCAUGCAAGAAUAUCACAUUGGUGGUAGGUGGCGGAUUUGGCGAUGGCCUAGGAACAUUCCCUUACUUGAGUGGGGCAUGGUCAUGUUCGCGAGGCUUCCCUCCCAUGCCUGUCGAUGGUAUACUACUUGGAAGCAGAAUGAUGGUUUCAAAAGAAGCGAAGACAGCUCCGCAAGUCAAGGAAUUGAUCUUGGAAGCUGAAGGGGUUGGAGAUGAGCUGUGGCAAGAAUCCUACGAUCGUUCCGUUGGCGGCAUCAUUACUAUAACUUCGGAGAUGUCUCAGCCAAUUCAUGUUCUGGCCAAUCGAGCUGCGGUGCUCUGGAAAGAACUGGAUGAAACCGUUUUCGGUGUGAAGGAUCCAGUCACUCGACUGUCCAUACUGCAGGAUAAGAAGCAAUGGGUCAUUUCUAAGCUUAAUUCGGACUUCCACCGGCCAUGGUUCCCUAUAAUGACCGACGGGCGUCCUUGUGAGCUGCAUCACAUGACUUACCGGCGAGUUUUAGUCCGUAUGAUUGAACUCAUGUUUGUUGGUCACCAGAACCGCUGGGUCCAUGAGUCUUACUCCGACCGAGUUGUGGAAUUUGUGGAGAGGAUGUUUGAGCGACUGCGAAACGGGCUUCCCACGUCGCUCAAAACCACCGAGCCUGGCUUCUUGCUAGAAUACGUCAUGCACCAACUGCCGGAGGCGGAGAACGAGUUUCUUCACCAUGACGACGUCUUAUUCUUCGUGGAUCUGUGCUGGAGGCGUGGACCUGCGCGAAAGCCAGUUAACUUUGUGCCUGUUCUUGAUCAGAACUUUGAAACUUGGUUCAAGAAGGACUCAUUGUGGCAGUCAGAAGAUGUCGACGCUGUCGUCGACAAAGAUGCGCAGCGUGUUCUAAUUAUACAAGGGCCUGUGGCAGCAUCCUUUUCGAACAAGGUUGACGAGGGAGUCAAUGAUAUCCUCGAUGGAAUUGUACAAAAGCAUAUACAACUUCUAUCAGAAGAUAGUAAGCUGUCACAUCCAACAACUGAAUUGGAGAUAUCGCCGAAAUUAACUAUUCCCAUGGAUCAGGCCAUAGAUGACUCUACAUUCCUUGAAUUCACGGAUACAAGAAACCUUCCGAGUCUCGAUUCGUUUGUGUCAGAGAUUUGUACCCAAGUCUCGCCAUGGGCUCAAGCGUGUAUGACAGACUGCACAAUUAGGCAAGGAUAUCGCACGGUCCCAAACCCGAUUCGAAUGGCCCUCGUACCAUGUCCCGGACAGCAAGUCGUUAUCAAUCGUAAUGCCUGCGGGGUGACGAGUAUGAUAACCAUAUCGAACAUGGACUCCACUUCUGAGCAGGAAGUGCCCUGUAUGAUACUCAAAUGUGACGACAGCAAGAAUAUCAAGGUGGUUUUGGGCCAUCGAUCGUCAAACCGUCAAUUCUAUUCUCUCACCUUUGAUUACCUCUAUCAGCCACAACAUAUCGGUGCAAGGCUGCUUGAGAACACCGAAGGACGGCUGAGAAAGAUACAGGACUUUUACUCCAACCUCUGGCUAGGCGGAUGGCCAUCGCAUGUCAGACAUGGAGACAUUCACAGCACAUUUUCGGGAUCACCUGUAGCACUUACCGAGUCACUGUGCAAGAGGUUCUUAAAUUAUUCAGGAGCACAAGGAGUCUGUGGCGUCAACCUCCCGAUAGACAUUGCUAUUGUCGCGGCUUGGGAGGCAUUAGUACUUCCGCUGCUCGGCUCGGGGUUUAAUGAGGACAUAACAAAGUUACUCCACCGCUCUAUUAAGUACCAGUAUUUACCAGGAGCUCAGCCGCUGCAAAUGGGUCAGACUGUGCAAGCCACAUCGACUGUAGAUUGCUUGAGCAACGAGGAUAAUGGCAAAGUCGUCACGGUAAGUGCUACGGUACGGCACGAAGAUCAGCCCGUUAUCAGAGUAGUCAGCGAAUUCUUCAUUCAAGGUCUCUGUGAAGAGGAUGAGGGCACUUUCAAAAACACCGAAGAACAAGUCAUACGUGUUGAUGUUGCAUCUAAGACGGUCGAAGCUGCUCUUGUGAGCAGAAAAUGGGUCCUACUCGACGAACGGAACCUAUUGGGUAAAGUGCUUCUCUUCAAAUUGGCCUCUCGGAGAACGAAACAGACUUUGAGCGUGACGGGCUCCAUAUUGAUUCAAAACAAGUCUCCCCAUGUCAAAUGCGUUGGCCGCGUGGUCUUUGAGAGUUGCCAGCCAAGAGCCGGGAAUAUUGUCCUGAAUUUUCUGAACCGUUACGGAAACCCCAACAGUCCGUGUCAGCCUAUAAAGAACCGCGAAGUUGUAUUUGAGGAUAUUCGAAUGCCUCUUCGAAACGAUGAAUACUCGUUGGUCUCGAAAGACGACAACCCGAUACACACGAACCACACUUUUGCAUGCUACACGGGCCUGCCAGGUAUUAUCGUGCAUGGAAUGCACACAAGCGCUAUCGUUAGGAGUGUUGUGGAGAGGAUGGUUACUGGCAAUAAUAUAGACCGAUUCCAAUGUUGGAAAGCAGACUUUCUCGGCAUGGUGACGCCCGGAGAUAAUCUGAAAAUCGAAUUCCAGCACGUGGCCAUGGUUUCCAGUCGUAUGAUGUUCGAGGUGAAGGCCUACAAGAAAAGUGACAAGACUCUGGUACUGUCAGCAGAGGCAGAGAUUGAGCAGAUCAACACGGCCUACCUGUUCACGGGUCAGGGCAGCCAGAAGGUGGGCAUGGGCAUGGAGCUAUAUGAGACCAGCCCAGCUGCGCGCAUACAGUGGGACCGAGGAGAAGUCUUCUUUACCGAAAACUAUGGCUUUUCGAUACUACAAAUUGUGCGUGACAAUCCAAAGGAGUUGACAAUCUACUUUGGCGGUCCUCGAGGGAAGUAUGUAAGAGAUCAGUAUCUCAGACUCGCAAAUUUCCAGCCCGGGUCAGCUUCAGAGAAAGUCGCGGCGCAGUCAGCUUUCCUUGGUCUUGACCAAACCUCAAAGUCGUACACAUUUCGACAUUCAGAGGGUCUCCUUUUUUCUACACAAUUCGCCCAAUCAGCAAUUAUGCUGGCGGAGAUUGCAGCUUUCGAGGAUUUCAGAUCCCACGGAUUGGUGCAGUCAAGAUCACAAUAUGCAGGCCACUCCUUGGGGGAAUAUGCCGCAAUAACAUGCAUGGGCGAAGCUCUCUCUGUUGAGUCCCUUCUUCGUGUCGUCUUUUACAGAGGUGCCACGGUACAAGGAACCAUGUCAGCAGCAAGAGAGCAGGGUGCCGAGUACUCUAUGGCUGCCAUCAACCCUGAAUCUAUCGGUCUUACGGAAGUACAGCUUUUGAGUAUAGUCGAGUUGAUAUCAAAGCAGAGCUCAUUGCUGCUUGAAGUGGUGAAUUUCAACGUCGCUGACAAGCAAUAUGUCUGCGCAGGUCACAAUCGAGCUUUGUGGGUCUUGAGCCAGGUGCUGGAUGAUUGUAGUAAAUUCAAAAGAACUGGGCUUUGCUUGACCCAGCAACUGCAGGACUGCGUCGGAAACUCCAUGGCGAAGCCCCGGGACUCUACACUUCAACGCUCCUUGGCGUUCAUUCCACUGCUUGGCAUCGAUAUCCCCUUCCACUCAUCGCUGCUGAAGAAAAAUAUCGAACUCAGCCGCGAAUUCCUCGAAGAAUCGAUUCCCAAGAACACGAUAAUUCCUAGCAGGCUUGUGGGUCAAUGGAUUCCUAAUAUCCUUGGCCAGUCAUUCUCUAUAGAAUACGAUUUCGUGGCCGCGGCGUAUCAAGCGACGGGAAGCAAGAAACUCCAAGAGAUACUUCAGAAGGUAAGAAUAGUUACCUGA
Molecule: messenger RNA, 5973 nt
Organism: Truncatella angustata
Lineage: Eukaryota; Fungi; Ascomycota; Sordariomycetes; Amphisphaeriales; Sporocadaceae
Product: putative fatty acid synthase subunit beta
Exons: 5
Coding region: 1-5973 (1990 amino acids)
Biological process (GO): long-chain fatty acid biosynthetic process
Cellular component (GO): fatty acid synthase complex
Molecular function (GO): fatty acid synthase activity; [acyl-carrier-protein] S-acetyltransferase activity; [acyl-carrier-protein] S-malonyltransferase activity
Source: RefSeq, a predicted model, not a curated record